GGAGGAAUGAAGUAUGGAGGAGGAGGCGAACAUGGAGGACCGAGGACCGUGAGAGCGCCGCGGUGCCGUGAGACUGUUUUUUCGGGGGGUUUGUCGGGAGAAAAGUGGAUGUACCUCCGGCGGAACUUUUCAGCGCGCGAGCUCUGCGGAAAGUUAGUUUUUUGUUGAGCGGACAAGUGCGUCGAGGCGGAGUCGGUUGUAAUGCGGUGAAGAGAGGAGCGACUCGUUCUCUUUUCCUCGGGGGGACUACACAGCAGGGCAGGGGGCUUGUGCCCUCUCACCAUCCCGACGCGAUGCCGUGGGUCAGCGGCGGGACGCGGAGAGAGAGCUCGGAGCUGCCGCUGCCCGCGGGCUGGGAGGAAGCCCGGGAUUACGAUGGCAGAGUGUUUUUCAUCGACCACAACACCCGGCAAACUUCGUGGAUUGACCCCAGAGAUAGGAUCACUAAACCAUUGACGUUUGCCGACUGUGUUGGAGAUGAACUGCCUCUCGGGUGGGAGGAAGUUUAUGACCAGCAAGUGGGAGUUUACUACAUCGACCACAUCAACAAGACCACCCAGAUAGAGAACCCGCGGACUCAAUGGCGGCAGGAGCAGGAGCGCAUGCUGAAGGAGUACCUUGUGGUGGCCCAGGAGGCCCUCAAAGCCAAGAAGGAGAUGUACCUGGUCAAGCAGCAGCGUUUGGAGCUGGCUCAGCAGGAAAUGUUGCUCUUCCACGAGCUCUCCGAGGACAACCGCUCCAUCACCAGCACGCUCUCUGGCUCGUCCUCGAACGCGAAAUAUGACCCUGACCAAAUAAAAGUGGAAAUAGCUUGUAGACGAGAACGGCUCUCCAGACUGAAGCAGGAGCUGGCCCAGGUGAAGCAGGAGCUGCAGUAUAAGGAAAUGGGAGUGGAGACCCUGCAGGAGAUUGACAGGAAGAUGUCCAACAGUCAGACAAACUACAAGCUGGAUGAGGCUCAAGCCAUCUUCAACGAGUUGCGGAGCAUCAAGAAGACCAUCAGCACGGGCGAGAAGGAGAGGCAGGACCUCAUCCAGAGCCUGGCAAAGCUGACGGUGAACCUCCAAAGCAGCGACUCAGUCAGCGAAGUGUCGAACAGCACUGGAACUGUGGGCAACUCGUGCAAUCUGCAGCAGUACUGUGACACCGGCUGUCAGACCGACAUCAUGGGAGAGUAUGGUUCCCAAGAGUCCUCACAAUUGGUGGACAAAGUGAAACUCAACUGGCAAUACGAGGAAGCUAAGAAAAAGGUUCAGAGCAUACAGCAUCAGCUAGCACAGCUGGACAGUGAGAGCUGGUCGGGACGGGCAGAGGCGGACCGCGACCGGGACUUUCUGCAGCUCCUGCGCGAGAAGGAGGCCCUUCUGCAGGAGAUCAUUCUGGUCAGCAAGCAGCAGCACCCUCCUGAGACGCUUCUGCAGCUGGAGGAGGAGCGCUCCAGGCUGGAGGAGGAGGUGCAGAGGGCCCAGAGCUCCCAGAGCCAGGGAGCCAAUCAGAGGAUCCUGCAGCAGGAGAAGAGGAACAUUCUGCUGAGACAGCUGGAGGAGGCAUCGCGUAUCACCACCUAUCUCCACACGCAGCUGAAGAGCUGGUCGGCCAGUUCUCUGACGGUGUCGUCCAGUAGCAGUCGGGGGUCUCUUGCCUCCAGUCGGGGCUCCCUGGCCUCCAGCAGAGGCUCCCUCAGCUCCAUCAGUUUCAGUGACAUCUACGGUCUCCCACAGUAUGAACGUCACGAGGGGUUGGGAGAGAUGCUAGAUCCCCACCAGCGCUACCUGCUGCCCCCAGAAACUGUGUCCAGAGACUGUUCCAUGUUCAAUCCUGACCCUCUGACCCAGAGCAAAACCAAACGCUCCCAUGACACCCCGCAGUCCCUCGCCUCCCUCUCCUCCCGCUCCUCGCUAUCCUCCCUUUCACCACCCAGCUCCCCUAUGGACACACCCUACCACUCUGCCCCUCAGGACUGCCCCCUCACCCAGAUGACAGAGGAGUACAUGGAGCAGGCCGGUCGUGGCCUUUUAGAGGGACUGCGGGCACAGUCGCAAGCCCUAUCGCACACGGCCAUGUUGAGUGGCGAGGACCCCGCCUCUGUGCAUCAACUGGAGAGCAAGAGUCACAGAGACACCGGCGCUCCGGGGGCUUUUACCUCUACAGGAGUGACUCUGAGAGGAAACAGCGCCAACAGAAGUGGCAGGAGGGCCAGGAGAGUCUCUGCGGGAGUGUCUGAGGACGCGCUGGCCACAGACAGUGGGGUUUUUGAAGCCUGGGGUCGAAGGCCGGAGGAGUCAGAGGAGAUGUCGUACAUGAAAGAGCUGACAUCUGUGAGCGACCCCGCCCAGAUCCAACUGGGACUGCUGUGGGAGUCUAACUCUCAGUCUCUACGACUUCACCUGUUACAGCUCAAGAACCUAAACAGGUCCAUUGUGAGAGAUGGAUAUAAAGUGUAUGUGAAGGUGCACUUGAUUCCACUGGACGCCGGCAGGGCCUGUGCGUUUUACUGUUGUACAGCGUUGGAGCCGCAGCCCCAGAUGAGUUUCAACGAAGGCUUCCGCAUUCCUGUCCCUGCAAACGCCCUGGCGGUGUGUGCCCUGCAGCUGUCGGUCUGCUCGCUGGGACCUCAGGCUCAGGAGGAACUGAUGGGUACGACCCAGGUGAGCCUGGCAGAUUGUGAAGGAAGUGCAGAGAUGGUUUACCACUGGCUGCGAGUCCAGAUGUUGAGUGGGACAGAGUUGCCGAGGCCUGACCAGAAGAACCUCUGCCAUCGAAGACAGCAGGAAGGCCAUGAAGAUGAGCAGAGGCCCAGAGCCAUGGAUUCUUUGUGCACGGUGCUGUCACGUACCAGCACCACCCAUCUGGAGGAGCAGGGCACUGGGCUGGAGCUGCAGAGGCUGGAGAAGAAGGACGAGCCAGGGGAGGUGGCAUCUGAGAGUGUAUUUUGCAGGAGCUGGCAGGCAGAGUCAGUGGACAGUGGCUGCAGCAACAGCACAGCAUUCACAGCUCCCUGUUUAGAGGGACUGUGUGCUGAGGGCAUCUGCAUCACCACUGGAGGGCGCUAUGAUCAGACAACAAGCAAGCUCUGUACAGUAAAGGUGGAGAAGGCCACCAUGACAGAAGGCCUGUUCCCGGAGCCUGUGCGAGUUCGGCCCAAAGAGAGGGGAGGACGCUGGGGUCACGCCUCCCCCUUUAUGCGCGGCAGCACCAUUGUUCGCUCUCAGACCUUCUCCCCCGGGGCUCGUAGUCAGUACGUCUGCAGGUUAUAUCGCAGCGACAGCGACAGCUCGACGUUACCAAAGAAAUCGCCUUUUGUCCGAAACACCUUGGAAAGAAGAACUUUGCGAUAUAAACAGCAGUCAUACCGCUCCUCCCUGGCCGAACAACCCACCCGUACCUCCCUGGACCUGGAGCUGGAUCUCCAGGCCUGCAGGACGCGUCAGAGACAGCUGAUGGAGGAGCUGGACGCCCUCAGGGAGCUGAAGCUGCGACUGGAGGAGCCGCAAGGCAGGGAGACCACCGAGCUCCCCCACUGGGCCCUGAGGGAUGAGCGAUUCCGCUGCCUGCUCAGAGAGGCCCAGAGACAGGCCAGCCAAAGCAAGCAGGAGCAGCGUCAGGAGGAGGCGGUGGAGAGGAGGCUGAGGAAGGCUUCCAAAGAGGUUCUGCAGAUGAGGGGACAGAGUCACAAGGAGCCCUUGCCUGUGCAGACAUUCAGAGAGAAGAUGGCUUUUUUCACAAGACCAAGGUUCAACAUACCUCCUUUACCAGCCGACGAUGUAUGAGUGAUUGCCUCUGUAUUAUGUGACUUAACAUGAAGUAUUUGUCAAUUUAUUUUUCUGAGCUCAUGAAGUACAAAGUUCUUUCUACCGAGGACACGUGCGAAGCGACACGCAGGUGAUUUGAGGAUUAGAAGGAUUCACAUUUUCAGACGUGUGUGUGUGGCUCUCCUUCAGAACACGAACACUCUAGACACAAAGCUCUUGACAAACAACACAACUGUUCAUUUCCUCUUGGGGGGGGGGGGGGUAAGACGCCUCUCACAAGGAAACAGAAUCUCUUCACUCGUGUCUGAGUUACUUCUUUUGUUUGUGCUUACAAAAAGGCUGGAAGACGGGAUCAAAAGUUGGUUUGGACAAUUUCACUGUACUGUAACUUAUUUUAUAGUACUUUUCCUUGAAGGAAAUAAAAAAAAAAAUUGCUUCCUCCUUUUUAAGUGUAUUUUGUAGCUUUGAACAAAUAGCACUUCAGUGUUUUUACAUGCAGUAAAAUGGAGCUAUUGUCUGAUUUCUGUUACCUAAUUCUUAAGAAUUAUUUACAUCCAAAUGUCACUUUGUAAUCCACUUUUAUUACUGAUGUCAUUGUUCCUUUGUUAUGUUAUUAAAAUUAAUAUUAUUUCAUGUACUUUUCAAUAUAUGGAUGAAUAUAUGAAACACUGUAUUCAGAUUUUUUUAUGAUGUCUGUAUGAACAUCUGCAGUGUUACCUCUUGUGAAGAUAAAACAAUUAAACCAUG
Platichthys flesus (European flounder) is the source of this 4499-nucleotide messenger RNA. It is a transcript of the gene wwc3, whose product is annotated as WWC family member 3. The record is from RefSeq and is a predicted model, not a curated record. Gene Ontology annotation, cellular component: cytoplasm. NCBI's taxonomy places the organism in Eukaryota, Metazoa, Chordata, Actinopteri, Pleuronectiformes, Pleuronectidae. Gene Ontology annotation, molecular function: molecular adaptor activity; kinase binding. The transcript has 23 exons. Gene Ontology annotation, biological process: cell migration; regulation of hippo signaling; regulation of DNA-templated transcription. Bases 294 to 3770 code for a protein of 1158 amino acids.